ACUAGAGUGGUGACUCUCUGAAUACCAGUAUCAUGAAUCCUUCCAAAGAAAAGCCACUUCUUUCUGAUUGAUUGAGAUGUUGGGGGACGUCAGAGUUGCAUCAUAAAUAGAGCGGGAGAGUCCGUGAACGCUCCAUCCUCCCGACACACCGCAGCAGCCCGCGACAGCAGACGCAACAUUUGAGAUGAUGUUGGUAUCCAUCUUUCUGGUGAUGCUGCCGUCUUUGCGCGCCGCGCUGGUAGACUGCGCGGCCGCGCCGACCUUCACGGAUACGGACCCGAACACCGGCGAGUCGCUGCAGUGCGACAGCUGCCCACCUGGGACGUACCUGCGCGCGCGCUGCACGUCCACGCAGAAGAGCGUGUGCGCGUCGUGUCCCUCAGGCUCCUUCACGGAACUGUGGAACUACAUCGGCAAGUGCCUGCGCUGCGGGGUGUGCGGAUACAACCAGGUGGAGAAGAAGGCGUGCAGCGCGGACAGCGACUGUCAGUGCGAGUGUAAACAGGGAUAUCACUACAAGAAGAAGUUCGACAUGUGCCUGCGCCACAGCGACUGUCCGGCCGGACAAGGACCCCUGAGCAUCGGUACGCCCCACGAGGACACGGUGUGCCACGUGUGUCCCAACGGCACCUACUCCGACGUGGUGUCGGCUCAGCAGAACUGCACGGAGCACAGGAGCUGCGCCGCCGCAGGGCUGCAGGUGGUGCUGAGGGGCUCCACCUGGCACGACACCGUGUGCGCCAGCAGCCAGGAGCUCCAGUCACGAGAUGGAGCCGAAUACCUCAGAGAAAUCCUCCCAGCUUUCUUCGUCCAUCAGAAAAUGCCCCUGAGGCGGCUGCGUCAGGUGGUGCACAAGCUGUCGUCUGAGGACAGCAAAAGACAGGGAGGGACUUCGAGACUGAACCCGUCGGAGCUCGAUGAGCGCAUCAAUGCUUGGAUCGCCUCUGCCUCUGCGAAGCAGGUUCGGGACCUUCCGGCGGCGCUGAGGAAAGCAGGAGCGAGCAGCGCCGCAGACAGGCUGCAGAACAAGCUGCGGAGAAUCGACUCUCACCUGGAGGAGCUGAGCGACCUGAGGAACGAGGUGGAUGUCGUUUGAAGGUCAGGACGGACUGAAGUAGGAAAUGUCUUGAGUUCGACUGGACCAAAGUUCAUUUAAAACACAACCAUUGGCCUGUUUGAGAUUUCAGUUUUUUUGUUGUGUUUUUUGUUUUCCCUGAAAAUGAAAAAACUAAUCCAAACUUUGUCACCAAGCUUGAAUCGAGCUUCUGUCCUGUGUACGUAAGUUUAAGAAGAACUAAUAAAGUUAUGAUAAAGUAUGGAAGGCAGCGUGUUCCGAAGGACACUUCAUCAAGUCAUUGACAGGACGAUGUCAUGUUAAACAAUAUUAAUGCAUUGCUGAUAGCAGGGAAAAGAAAAGAAUGAAUCGCCACAGCAGGAGUACGUUCCUCGCGGAUGUACUGAUUAUAGUUUAUUUAUGAAAUCCUUUGUGCACCUUUUGGUUUGUGAUUGUAGCUGAGAUUACCCUCUAAGGUUCAGAAAGUGUUAUGCUGCAGUGUAACUACCUCGUCGUGUGUCUGCAGUUAAAGUCUGACGUGGCAUCUGUCCUACUCAUUCCACAGGUUUGUGUCAUAUGUGAGCUGAGAUUUUAAUUUAUUGUGCUAUUUAUAGGAACGAGGUAAAGUGCCGGUGAGCUCGUGUGUUGAGUUGUGCUGUGUGUAAAUGUUGCUGGAGCUUGUGAGCACUGAUUGACGCUCAAAUAAAAACGAUUACAAAUGCAA
Scatophagus argus is the source of this 1778-nucleotide messenger RNA. RefSeq names its product tumor necrosis factor receptor superfamily member 6B-like. The transcript is spliced from 4 exons. Gene Ontology annotation, molecular function: protein binding. The record is from RefSeq and is a predicted model, not a curated record. Bases 185 to 1096 code for a protein of 303 amino acids. Lineage: Eukaryota; Metazoa; Chordata; Actinopteri; Scatophagidae.